CACUGUCUAUUUAUGACUACGAUUUGUGUAGAGUACGAGUGUGGAAUGACUAUGUCAUCACUGUUGUUUGCAUCGUCAAUGUGCUUUUUAGUUUCGAGCUCCAGUGGUUGCAUGCGUGGUAGACGCUCGACCCAGGCGUUCUUGCUCCUAACUGGCUUGCAUCGAAUAAAGAAUGCUUCAUUGGAGAUGCACACACGAGUGUUUUCAUAGCACAAUGUAUUAGCGAACAAUAUUGGUUGAAAUGAUGUAACACGGAGAUUCAUAGGGGUGGAAGUUUGUAGUUGGAGCAACGAAGAGUGUCGCAGGGAAAUGGCAGAGGCGUACUAUCGCGCUGUCCUUCGGGAAGCUGUGGGCAGAGUUUGCCAAGUGAUCGGCUGGCAAGUCGUUCACGGCAGCGCGCUAGAUGUAAUGGUCGACUUGCUACAGCGCUACAUGCACAGAAUGGGUACUUUGUCGAAGCAGUACAGCGAAUUGGACGGCCGGCCGGAAUCUGAUUUUUCCGACCUGUCUAUGAUGAUGGAAAGUUUGGGAAUUUCGCUCAGCGAUCUCAAGGUGUUUGUGCAAGAAGUUGAUAGCCUGGCGCCAGACCAUGUCAUCUUCGAUGCAGUGCAGUCGACUACUUUGAAACACUUCCGAAUACCAGCUGCACGCGGUCUUCACGAGCUGGACAACAACAGCCCGGUAGUGAACAAUCACGAUGAGCCAAUGGACGAUGGAGAGUCUAUUGAGAGCGAUGAAUCUGAUGAGAUGUUACAGUGCUUACCGCCAAGGAUAUCCAGAACGAACACGGACACCAUUGUAGAUGAUGGCUUUGCGACGAUGAUGCCAAUGGCCGAAGAGACACCCGGUGCAAUACUGGGUGACGGUACUGCUCAAGCUGCUGGCCCUAGCGCCGCAAUACUUGGUGACGGCUCUGCUCAAGCUGCUGGCCCUAGCGCCGCACUCAACGCUGAUAAGUUGUCGGUGCAGCCACCGGGGUCGCCUGUCCCCAACAGGACCGCGGCCACGUCAGCACUACCACUCUUUGCUGGAAGACCUGCUGCGGAUGAUGGACUGACCAUGCCAGCCGCCGUUGCAAGUCUGUAUCUGUCAGAGAACUACCGUGGACUGCAUGGAGGCAUAUCUAGUGACGAUUCCGACGCUGACACUAAGUCUAAAUCACAAGCUUCUACCGAUUCUGCCACAGCUAAGAAUCCAUCGACCACAUCCAGUAAGGAACCACCUCCAGUUAAGAAAGGUAGGGGCCGCCCACCCGGCAAGACGCAGAAGACUCUACAACGAUUAGCUGAGUUAGAAGCUGCCAAGGAAGCCAGAAAGAAGUCUAAAGAAAUGGCGGCGGCAAGUAAGAAUGGUACUGGCAAGGCCAAACCGGUUAAGAUUAGGCUGCUUAAGACUACUUCUAAAGAACGUCUGGAGAGUGCUGCAGAGCCAGGUCAGUUUGCAGAUGCUUCAGAUGGCUCCACAGGUUUGCGUUCUCCAUCGCGUCCUUCUGACACGCCAGGAGGCACAUCAGUAGCAUCUGACGGUCCAUCUCAACCGGCAAUCACGCCCAAGCCAAGUUCGCCUCUCGCACUCGCGAAAAUCACCGCCAAACCACCUGUGCCUCCCACUCUUGCAGCAAUCACCAUCAAACCACCAGCAUCUCCCGCACCACCAUCAACACCUCGCCAGAAGAAGAAAUCUCAGCCGCAUGUGACGACCCCGUCUUCCUCCUCUGCUUCCAAGUCGGACAAGAAACCUCUCAAAAAGAAGAAGAAGAAGGAGAAGCCGCCUGCACCAGUACCUGCUAUUUUUGCCCCAAGCACAGCCCAUGAUCCUAUAGUGUCCACAAUGCAACCCACUGCAGCAAAAAGUACAGAAACUGCAGACAACCGCGCUCUUGUCGUCCCUGUAGGUAGCUUACUUUCAGCCAAACAGGAAGUAGCAGAUGAUUCUAUGCUGCCUGGUAUUACCGCUGGUGCUCAAGAAGUGACUCCAUCCACGCCUAACGUGCAGGCCUCUGUUGCAGCUAUUGGCACGGACUCCACGCCUCUGUCGGCAACGAGUCAUGGCUUGAAGAAGAAAAAGAAGAAGAAGAAGCACCACAGGCACUCGCAUGGCGGCUCCAGUCAUGCUGAUGCCAGCAGUGCUGAUGGCAGCUCCCGCAAGAAGCCAAGUUCAUCUUCCAAGCCAUCUUCAGGUAGUAGCCAUGGAACAGGUCCUGCCAGGCCAGAAUUGUCAACCCCAGUGAAGACUGGAGGGAAUUCUGGAAAGGCAGAACCAAGCCGGCCAGCAACACCUAAGAAAACGCCGGUAUCCCAGUCGAGCAGUGCUACGACGCCCAAGAUGCCCUCCGAAGCCGCAUCUACUAGCCACACGCCGGACGUAAAGAAAUCUUUGAAGACACCGUCCAAGAAGAAGCCCCCUCCGAUGGCCACUCCAACGGCCGCCACUCCACUAGCCACUCCAAAGGCCGCCACCCCACUGGCCACUCCAAAGGCCGCCACUCCACUGGCCACUCCAAAGGCCACUCCAAAGGCAGCCACUCCACUGGCCACUCCAAAGGCCGCCACUCCACUGGCCGUGGACAAAGGGACACCUGCCGUUGAUCCGAAGAAGAAAAACAAGAAGAAGAGGAAACACGGCGAUAUCGUUGGUGAAGCAAGUAAGUCCUCUUCCAGUGAACCGCCAACCAAGAAGAAGAAAAAGAAGAAACCGGAUGCUUCAUCGCGGGCACAGCAGCAGCAGCAGCCAUCUAAGGCGUCGGUGGCUUCCAGCGUGGGCCAUGCAGAAGCAGCUGGACCUGCUGCUGCGAUGCCUGCACUGGACCCGGAGGAUGCGCAGCUGCCUCCCAAGCCACAAUCAGCUGGUGUUCCGCCGUCGACGGCUAACUCCCAGGCCAGUGGUGCUGUGCUGGCUCCGUUGCCUGAUCCAAGCGUGCCUACGAAGUCUGAACAAGCAGUUGGCAACAAGGCCGAGAAGUCCAGUGCCAAGGUUAAAACCACUCCGUCCGUUGCUAAGCUGGGUAGGGGCAUAGUCCUGCCGCCACCCGAGGAUGAUAUCCACGUCCCCGUCGUACGCCUCGGUAGCAUGUCUGGUGAGCCCCGGGCGGGUGAUACGAACACCGUAUUGCCGCCUGCACCGGUGGUCCCUGGUGGUGCCAGCACCGCUGACGCUGCUGCUGCUCCUGCCGCAGCCAUUCCAUCAGCGGACCUGCCCCGGGCGGCAAUGCCUGCGGAGAAGAUGUACCUGUGUCCAAUAUGCCACAAGCCUGAUGACGGGGAGGUGAUGAUCACCUGCGACAAAUGCAAUAAUGAUGUCUGGUACCAUAUAAAUUGUGUUGGUCUCAAAGCGCCACCCACAGACAACGAAAAGUGGUUUUGCCCACCAUGCAAGAAGAAAGUCGACAAGAAGGCAAAGAAGAAGAAGAAAGACUCGUCGCACAGCAGUGGAAGUCGCAACCUAGCUCCGAUAAAAGUCACUCUACCCUCAACGGCGGGUAAAACUUCAGGAGGACCCACCACUGGCAGUGAACCUAAAUCUGCUCCAUCAGCCACAACAUCAACACAGCCUGCAACGUUCUGAUCACUCAGUCUCAUCAGUUAUUAGAUAUUACGAUAAUGUGUCAGGGUCACAUGACGGUAAAGCUCAAGCUGUGAGGUGUAAGAUUAUGACUUUGUUAGCUGUUCAAGCAUAAUCCCAGCACAAUACAGUACUGUACUGCUAAACGUACAAGUACAUACAUGUACAUGUAGUGUGUGCAGACGCUUCGAGGAAGAUAAAAGGCUUUCUUCGUAAUAAAUAGUCAAGGAAUGCUGCUUAGAAAGAUGGAACUAGCUUGGCUUCAGAAGUAUGUGUUGACAAGCAGACAGUUCUCUAGUCAUGCACAUAGGUAUGCUGACAGUAGUUGUGUGAAUUCGCUGAUUUCACAGCUGAAGGGCAUUGCCGUGUGCUGGCAAUACCCAUGCUAUAAUUCGUCUUGCUGAAGGGCAUUGCCGUGUGCUGGCAAUACUCGUGCUAUAAGUUGUCUUGAUUCCGUCUUGAUGUUCUCGUCUUGAUGGUAUUUCUCUCGCCAUCCCGGUGCUGCUAUAUGCGUUAUUAGUUGUUUGAUGGCCUUGAAGAGUUCCGAUGAUAUAAUCAUUUGAAAUUGUGCCUACAUGCCCACUUUA
Messenger RNA from Sycon ciliatum, 4148 nucleotides. RefSeq names its product transcription initiation factor TFIID subunit 3-like. The coding region runs from base 310 to 3564 and encodes 1084 amino acids. Gene Ontology annotation, biological process: positive regulation of transcription by RNA polymerase II. The record is from RefSeq and is a predicted model, not a curated record. Gene Ontology annotation, molecular function: protein heterodimerization activity; transcription factor binding; p53 binding. Gene Ontology annotation, cellular component: transcription factor TFIID complex. The transcript has 9 exons. Lineage: Eukaryota; Metazoa; Porifera; Calcarea; Leucosolenida; Sycettidae.